AUGGCCGAGCCGCUCUCCCCCGGGAAGGCCAAGGGCCAGGGGUGCCCCUUCCUGUUCAGAAGGCCAGGGUGGAAAGGGGCCGCGGGCCGCAGGAAGCGCCCAGUGGGCGACCCCGAGCCCGGAGACGGCAGCGACGAAGGCAGCUCCGUGGUUCGCCGGGAAGGGAGGCGGACCACCGACGGCCCCCUGAUCCAGAGGACCCGUGGCGGGGGCCCCCAGAAGGUGGCUUCUUGCGAGGGGGAGGAGGACGGGCCUGAGGCUGCCCGUGUGCUCUACAAGUCCACCCGCUCGGCGAAGCCCGUGGGGCCCGAGGACAUGGGGGCGACUGCUGUCUGCGCCCUAGGCCCGGAGGAGGAGCGGGACGCACAGGCCACCUCUGAGCGCAGCCAGCGGACCCAGGAGGAGCGGAGGGGCCGGGAAGACGACAAGGUCUAUCGGGGCAUCAGGAACUAUCAGAGAUACCCGAGGCCCAAGGAAGCCCGCAUGGGCACCGCGUCCCCGGGGAUGGCGCGUAAGGGCCCCAUCCGCGCGCCCGCGCACCUGCGUGCCACCGUGCGCUGGGAUUACCAGCCUGACAUUUGUAAGGACUACAAGGAGACUGGCUUCUGUGGCUUCGGAGACAGCUGCAAAUUCCUCCACGACCGCUCGGAUUACAAACACGGGUGGCAGAUCGAACGGGAGCUUGAGGAAGGUCGCUACGGAGUCUCGGAGGAUGAGAACUAUGAAGUGGGCAGUGGUGGUCAGCAAGUUCCGUUCACCUGUCUCAUCUGUCGCCAGGCCUUCCAAAACCCAGUUGUCACCAAGUGCAGGCAUUAUUUCUGCGAGCGCUGCGCGCUGCAGCAUUUCCGCACCACCCCGCGCUGCUAUGUGUGUGACCAGCAGACCAAUGGUGUCUUCAACCCAGCGAAAGAACUGAUUGCUAAGCUGCAGAAGCAUCGAGCUGCGGGAGAGGAUGGGAAAGUGACAGAGGAACAGGCAGGUGGUCAGGUAGCCUGGGUAGAUGGCUCCUGA
Molecule: messenger RNA, 1011 nt
Organism: Miniopterus natalensis
Lineage: Eukaryota; Metazoa; Chordata; Mammalia; Chiroptera; Miniopteridae
Product: E3 ubiquitin-protein ligase RNF113A-like
Biological process (GO): snoRNA splicing
Cellular component (GO): U2-type spliceosomal complex
Molecular function (GO): metal ion binding
Source: RefSeq, a predicted model, not a curated record